AUGUCAGUGACGGUUCUCUCGCGGCUUGUUGACCCUGAUGUGUUAAUUCCGAGGACGGAAUAUGCCAAUGGUAGGGAAGCAUAUUGCUGUUCUGAACACCGAUUUACCCCUUGGGUAUUCGAACACGCCGAAAUCGCGGAGAGAGACUGCACCGAGUCAUGGCCGAAUGAAUGGGGCGACUUCAAGAAAGUUUUCGGGCUUCUCAAUUCAUACUACACCGAGCUUAAUGGGAACAGUCAGAGAGACUUAACACAUGAUUUGAAAAGAAGCGAGAGAACCAGACUACCCAAGAAAAACUGGAAGGUCUCGAGAAGAGAGUACUUUGAGCAUUUCAUGAGAUCGCAAGGUAUGAUGCUGCGGGAGCUGGUGGAGACUAUUUAUCAGAACCUCAAGGAUGCGAUGCCUCAAGCUCCUCGACUUCACUACGCUAGUUUCCCUGUGUCAAGGUUUGAACAAAAAUACGUCAUUGGUGGCCAACGGUAUAUUAGUCGACCGGAUGGAGCAGCUAUGGUUAGUCCGAAAGAGCGACGUUUGCCAAUUAUCUCCUUUGCCGGUUGGUAUGAAGGGCAGACAUGGAGCGAGUUUCUGGCAGAAAUUCUGAGUAUAAUGCUGGGACAGCUUGCCAAAAACAUCAGAGUGGAUUUUCAAGACCAGGAGGUCUUUAUCGUCGGAUUCUACGGGCGAUGUAUCUAUAUUGCCCGCGGAUAUUUUACAACUGACUUGAUCUCGCAGGUUCAACUCCAUGGCUAUACGGAAGAUGAGACUAUUGAGAUACAGUUCACGCGAGGCUGCAAUCUGUCAUCGAGGGAAGACUGGCUUGAAGCUAUGGAUGCUCUGACAGGGCUUCUGCGAUACCAAUUGAGUGGGAACGCCAUGGUAAGCGCGCUGAAGCCUUAUUUGCACAACGAUGCUAGUCCUAAAGUUUAUGGUUAA
Messenger RNA from Aspergillus steynii IBT 23096, 933 nucleotides. RefSeq lists its product as uncharacterized. The transcript has 4 exons. Lineage: Eukaryota; Fungi; Ascomycota; Eurotiomycetes; Eurotiales; Aspergillaceae. The record is from RefSeq and is a predicted model, not a curated record. The coding region runs from base 1 to 933 and encodes 310 amino acids.